AUGCUGGUGCGAGAUUGCCGUGGUGACCGAGCUAAACGAUCGUCUCGUGGUCUGCGUGCCGGGUGCUGUUUGGCAUCGGCGGGCGCAAGGGCGAGUGUUGGGGCGGUCUGCCCUGUCCAAAGCCACAGCUGUGGACGUCGGAGCCUGUUUGGCCGAAGCAAGGGAAGAGCUGGUGCCCAACGCCCUGCGCGCAUGGAUCGGGCUCUUGCAUCCAACCUUCGAGGGGGGAGUCGCCUUUUCUUCUACCAGCCAAGCCGACUAUGCGUUUGGGGUCGACAGUCAUGGACAGGCUCUCCUUCCACACGCCGGGUCUUUAGCUGCCGCUGCGGCCGAGCUCUUUCAGUUCGAGACGGCAGAGUCGGGAGGACCAGAUGCACAAGGCGAGCUCGGGGUCGGGUUCAAGCGCUGGAGGCGGCGAUGGCCCGCAUCGGCUCCGGCAUGAAGGCGCUCCUUGCGCGACAGGGCAUUUCAGAAGAGGGCUUGGCAGAGGAAGAACCGAGACAGCGCGAGGCGAAACCAAAGCCUCGCGCCCGCCAAAGGAAGCCGGAGGUGGAUGCGGGUCUGGGAGGAGGAGAUGGUGUGCUCGUUGGCUCCUUCCCUCACUUGGACCCGGGUGUGGCAGCUGCAGCGCUGGCAGCAGGUGUCAGCUCGGCUGCCUUACAGGAGAUGGACAGGCUGGUGAUGGGCGAGUCGACAGCAAAGAUGCCGAAGUCCAGGGCCGCCCCUCCACGGACUGGGCCUCUCUCCGAAACCGAGGGCGAGGACGAGGCAGGGCACCGCAAGGCAGUGACUGCCACCUCCCCGGAGCGAGCUGUGACAUCGACCGACCCUGUGGGGGAUGCCAUCUCCAGACUCACGACAGCAGUGGAGCUGCUCGCCUCCGACAAGGUGAAAAAGAAAGCUGUGCAUCCCCUCGAUUCCUUGUUCGAAUCCGGCUCUCAAGAUGCCGCUGCAGGCCCGAGCUUGAGGCGGAACGCUGCAGCACGGAAAGCUCUUCGCGAAGCUCUCACAGAGAAUCCGGCCCUCAUAUCGAAGACGAUAGAAUCUCUGAUGUUAGAAGAUCUUUUGGUGCAGACUGGGGCCCCAGGAGUGCCUACUGCCACCUCUGCACGCGGCUGGUUGGAGUUCAGAAGCAGAAUUGGCCCCUUUCCCGGAGUUGUAAAGACAGCCUGGGGAGUUGCGGGGGCAUUGGACGCGGCCCGGCUUGGCCGUUUCGAGGAGUGCAAGGCGAGGCUGUAUGUGCUUCUUCUUAUGAUCGAUCAGGCCGCCGCAGACCGCGGCUCAUACACACUAGCAUCAGAACUGUCCUUAGAGCCUCCAGCCCCUUUACACUCUUUUCGACUGCACGAGCAUCGCGAUCAAGAGCAACCCUUCUCUCGACUCUUGGACGCCCGCUGGGCGGAAGUUGCGAUCCAUCAUCUGCGGGAUCAAGCAGACUUUAUGGAGAAACGAGCAAAGCUGAACCAGCCCAGGAAAGGGGCCCAAAGCCAAGAGGAGGACGAGAGACGCGAAGCUCCCAAAGCCAAAGCCAAGCAAAAGGGCGGGCGGAAGAAACAGCUGGAGGAGUGA
Molecule: messenger RNA, 1569 nt
Organism: Symbiodinium natans
Lineage: Eukaryota; Dinophyceae; Suessiales; Symbiodiniaceae
Source: the annotation of a GenBank genome assembly